Messenger RNA from Ostrinia furnacalis (Asian corn borer), 5589 nucleotides. RefSeq lists its product as uncharacterized. Gene Ontology annotation, cellular component: extracellular region; basement membrane. Gene Ontology annotation, molecular function: serine-type endopeptidase inhibitor activity. Bases 19 to 4371 code for a protein of 1450 amino acids. Gene Ontology annotation, biological process: cell-matrix adhesion. The record is from RefSeq and is a predicted model, not a curated record. Lineage: Eukaryota; Metazoa; Arthropoda; Insecta; Lepidoptera; Crambidae. The transcript is spliced from 26 exons.
CGCGUGUGUGAUGCAGCGAUGGCGGUGAAGGCGGCGCUGCUCUGCGCUGCGUUCUUCUUACAAUAUGCUUCAGCCGAAUUGAGAGGGCGAUGCCCGGCAGAGAGCGUGUCGUGCCCGGCGCGAGCGACGCCGUGCGGCUCAGACGACGAGUGCGGCGAGCAGAUAUGCUGCAGCACCAGCUGUGGACGCGCUUGCGUCGACCCGCUGUACACUGGUUGUGAGAACGUAAAGAUGUCAUCAGAGAGGAUAUCCCGGGCGCUGGCUGCUGAGAACAGCCGCAGCGGCCGCGGGAUGCUGAAGAGCGUGCGGGCUCCUCGCUGCAGGGUCUCCGACGGAGAAUUCGAGGAGAUCCAGUGCGAUAACGAAAUCGUCAGCAGCUGCUGGUGCGUCGACGCUGCUGGGUUUGAGGUGCCCGGCACCCGAGCGCCCGCAGCAGGCCUAGUCAACUGCACGCGCGUGUCACCGUGCGCCGCUCACACGUGUCGCAUGCUGUGCCCGCUCGGCUUCGAGCUGGACGCGCGAGGCUGCCCGCUGUGCAAGUGCCGGGACCCCUGUGCGUCCGUCACGUGUCCCGGACAGCUGUCUUGCCAGCUGGAGGAGACGCCCUGUCUGAGGCCGCCAUGUCCACCAGUUCCUACGUGCAAGAGAGGAAGAAGUUUGUCAAACAUUUGUCCAGCAGGGGAGCCUCUUCUCAUAUCUGAAACAAGCCGACCGUUCCUUUGUGGUACGGACCCUGGGAAACCAAACUGCCCACCUUUCUACAGAUGCCUGGUCGAAUCAGGAAACGAUUACGGAGUCUGCUGUCCAGCCUCCCUCGAACUCCAAAAAGCCGGGACUUGUCCAGCUUCCUCGUCCGAAGAGGUAGAAUGCGGAGCGCCUUGCGCACACGACUUAGAGUGCCCGUCUAUGCAGAAGUGCUGCGAUGGAGGAGAAUGUGGAAGACACUGCACUUUGCCACAUAACGUGACCAUGUGCACCCAACAAAAGAUGCUAGCAGAACUACUGGUCGUCAGCGAGAAAGAAGGAAAAGGAUACGUGCCACAAUGUGCAGCCGAUGGAAACUUCGUGUCCAGGCAAUGCUCUAGAAAUGGACUAGUCUGCUGGUGUGUGGACUCCGACGGCAACAAGCUCCGCGGGUCCAUGGGCCCUUCAGCCACCGUCCAGUGCUCGCCAACGCCCCGCCCCGCCCGCACCGGGGCCAGAAGUCUCACCACCUGCACCAGGGCUCUAUGCGCAGGCGUCUGCGAGUACGGAUACAAGAGCGGCGCGGACGGAUGCCCCACUUGCGAGUGUGACGACCCCUGCGCGGGAUUCCCCUGCCCUGACGGAGAGGAGUGCGUGAGGGUCCGAGACGCAGAGUGCUCAGGGGAACUGUGCACUGGAUACCCUGUCUGUCGUCCAAAGGUAUCAUACGAUAACCCUUGCGAAGUCGGGGUCCCGGCUACGGACGAUGACGGCAGCGUGGUGGGAUGUGGCACCGACAGCGACUGUCCUAGCGAACACUUCUGCACCAAACUGAGACGCAGUGGAAACGCUGUGUGCUGCCCUGAUCCACACUUUGAGAACUCUACGGACAGCUAUUCCAUGGAGCUAAACCUCGACUCAUGUGGCGUAGAAGCGGAAGCCCUCUGCGGCCUCAACUCCACGGCCAGCUGUCCGGAGGGCGCGUGCGACGGCGAGCUCGUCUGCUGCGCCGCCGCCUGCGGGCCCAUCUGCAUCGACCCGGCCAAGAUGCGGCUGCAGAGCGACAGAGUGGACGACACUCCAACGAUGUGCGAAUACCUUCGUGAUUUCGACGAGAAGAUGGAAGGGACAGUGGACGGUAUGAAGCUGGCUCUUCCACCACCGACCUGCAACCCCGACGGCUCCUUCUCCACCCAGCAGUGCGCUAAGGGACGCUGCUGGUGCGUGGACUCCUUCGGCACGGAGAUACCGAGGACCAGCGGGCACAAUGCUUCUUCUGUGGACUGCGACAAAUUGCGCGAAGAACUUGACUGCCUAGACAUGACGUGCCGCAUGGGCUGCGACUACGGCUUCGAGAUCGGCGCCAACCGCUGCCCGACGUGCCGCUGCCGCGACCCGUGCGCCGGCGUCACCUGUCCUGCUGACCGCGCCUGCGCUGUGGUAGAUGUGGCUUGCGACGCGGACUACUGCCCUCCUGUUCCUGCCUGUUUACCAAGGAAACCCGGUCAAUGCCCAUACCUGGUACCCUCAAACGGUGCCUGCGAGUGGUCGUGCCGGAAUGACGCGGAAUGUGGACCAGCGGAACGGUGCUGCGCCACUGGAUGCGGUACUGCCUGCACUAAAGCAGAGCACCAGUCUGCUUGUCAGCAAAGGAGGGCGCUAGCGCUCCACAUGGCAGCCGAAAGCGGCAGCCCGCCCUCAUGGACUUGGGUACCGGAAUGCCAGGAGGAUGGCACUUAUGCCAGCGUACAGUGCCGGGGCGCUGACAAGACCUGCUGGUGCGUGGACGCUGCUGGCAUUGAGAUGCCAGGCACAAGAACGACCAACUCCACACCUAACUGCGAUGCUCCUUCCGAAUGCCCCAACCCUGGCUGCAAUGAAGACGAGGUCUGCGCCCACGGCAGAGAGUUGGACGCCAAGGGCUGCCCCACUUGCGAGUGUAGAGACCCCUGCGCCGAGGCCAAGUGUAGAGACGAUGAAACCUGUGAGCUGGUGCCUUUGGAUUGCGAGGGUGACAUCUGUCCGCCACUAGCCCGAUGCGCGCCGUCACCCCAGUGUCCUGACGGUGAACCACUCCAGGCGCCCGACGGUUCUGGAGCCCUGACCUGCGGACCGUCAGCCGCGGCCUGCCCUUCUACCCACGCCUGCAGAUUCGCGCCACACGACUCUAGACCUUCGGUGUGCUGUCCUAAGCCACGCACAGUCUGCUUCGAGAGCAAAGAGCCCGGCGUAUGCACAGGCGGCGACGGGCUCAACACCACCCGCUGGCACUUCAACCACGAGCGCAACCGCUGCGAGAGGUUCCGCUACCACGGCUGCGCGGGCAACCACAACAACUUCCGAACUAAAGAAGAGUGCAAUGCUGUCUGUCCAGUGCUAAGUCCCUGCGAAAGGCUUCGGGAAAAGAACGAGGCAGCCGCCCAGAAGUACGGGAAGGGUACCUUCAUCCCGGUCUGCGACGAAACCGGCGCGUGGGAGUCGGUGCAGUGCAUGUCGCAUAUUGCAGACGUGUGCUGGUGCGUCAGCGCGCGCGGCGAACCGCUGAAGGGCUCCCUGGUGCGCGGCGCCAAGCCCACCUGCAACUUCAGGCAGGCCAGGAAGUGGGUACAGCGGGACCCGCUGGACGAGAGGGCCAGAGCUGACGAAGUGCUAGAAGAACUCAUCAGGCAAAUGACAGCAUACCGAGUGGACGACUUUCAAGAAGACGACGACGAGGACCUGGACAGCAUAGACCAGGAAGCAGAGCCGCGAGAGACCAUUCUGAUCCAGAACCUAGAAGAUAAGGCCAUUGGCGACGACGCGUCUGUGUUGGCAGAAGUCGUUGAACCGAAGCUUGCGGACACGACGAGGAAAGCCGAGAAUGCUCUGGAAGUGAAGUCUAAGAACGAAGUGUUCAAGACCAAGUGUCAAAUGAUGCAGGAGGAGAGUGAGAAUGGAGCUGAAGGUCCCCGCCCACGGUGUCUAUCAGACGGCUCGUUCGCGCCACGCCAAUGCUCUCGCGGACGCUGCUGGUGCGUUGACGCGGCCGGCCAGAGAAGACCACACGCUGGCGUGGUGCCUGAUCUACCUGACCGCGAUCCUUGUGAGCCAACACAAAUCGAAUCAGCGCUCUUAGAGCUGGAACUCCUCGGGGUAGAGAACUCGAUAGCCGAGCGUGCGCGCGCGACUCUCUCGUCCCGGCUGACGGCGAUGGGCGCUCGAGUCCCCGUCAGCGUGACCAAGGACAAGAACAUGAUACGGCUGAGGGCUACCCUCACUGGGCCGAAGGCUGUAGACGUGGUGUACCAGAUUGAGAACUUGGUGAAGCAAGAAAAGCUGUCUGGCAUGGACAAGUCGCAAAGUGGGGUUUUGGGCGCUGACGUCAUCCGCAGCGAGUACCGCCUCGCCGCGCCGCAACCGCACCACCAGCGGGAGAUCCUCACGGAAUCCACUGUCUCAGCAGCGACAUCGUACCACACCGCGCUAAUCGUGCUCGCAGCCACUUCAGCUUUCAUCAUCAGCGUUCUUUGCGUCCUCGUGAUGCUCUACCGCGCCAGGCUUCAACGGGAGCCACACAAGGCCGAACGAUUCCUCCCUCCAGCACCUCCCGUCUACGUCCUCUCAGCCGACGAGAAAGCAGAACUCGCCAGGGUACUCCACGCACCCCCACCACCAGUGCCCCCCACAGACGAAAACUCAAGAGUCUAAUGCGCCACGUUACUUUAAACGUUAGUACAGGUAAUUAGGGUCCAAUUUAACCGCUAGUUUUUGGUAACGUAGAUGCGGAUGGUCCUUCGGCGGGCCAAUUGUUCGCGACGAGUCAAGAUGGCUGGCGAUUCUUCGUGUUCGACAGGCGUUUACGUGAAUUUAUUGUAGCUUAGAUGAAUUUUAGGUCCUAAAGUAUUGUAGGCAUUAAUGUGAUCUCUCAAGCCAUGUUGACUAGCCGUGGGCGUUAUACCUACGCGUCAAGAACUGAAGAAAAUAAUUGGACGCUGCCUUUCUCUUUUACGGUAAACUUAUCCAGGGUAUAUCUCCUUGGUUGUAGACAAGGAACUUCCCUUAAUCUCAGACUUAAUGCUAGCGAUCUUCCUACUUUAGUAGUUUAAGUAAUAUCGAGGGCUGGGUCACAAUCUUUCUAUUGUAUAGUCAUAGGCUCAAUUGUUUAUGAGUAGAUACAUUAGUUCGAGCAAUGCAAACUGUUAUCGAGUAUGUGAUUUAUACUACUUACUUAUUAAAACUUUUAAUAAACUUACACAUCAUUACACUUCUACACUUUUCUAUUGUAAGUAAACCCUGCAACCUACAUAAAUAUUAUGUAAAUCGAAGAUCGCUCGCGUCGAGCUUUAAACUGUAACUGUAAUUCUAUAGAUGAGCAAAAAGAACUGAGUCCAAAUGUAAAAAUAAUGUGCUAGUUUAAGCACUGUUUAAAUUAAUGGAAUUUUGGUGGAGGUUAAUAAUAAUAUUAAUAAAGUUCAUUUUGCUCACCACUAGACAAGUGUUUAAGAGCACAUCUCUUCAAUCAGUGCCAAGUCUGUCUUGUUAUUCUAGCCUUGGUGGUGAAAGUACUUGCAGCCUGUUUCACUAUAACUCAAUACCAUUUGGUAGCCAACCAUAAUGAUUAAUGACUCCAAAAAUAAAAUAUUAUGUAGAGUAGACUAGACUAGGAAAAGACACUAGCGAAUUAUUUUUUAAUCUUUUGUAAAUUGUAGCGGUUACGCCCAAAGAAACAAAAAGGCUUUAGUGUGUAUUACUUAAGUGGUCGUGAAACAGGCAUAUUCUUGUUAAGUUUUAAUCAUGUUAAGUAUCUACUUAUUUAGUUAUGCGUAACUGUGUGCGUCAGAAAGUAACGCGCGCAGUUACGCGCCUUAGUUCCUUUCGUCGAGCCUCGAUCUUAUUUCUUCUUAAAUUGUACAGUUGAAAACAACA